AUGAAAUUAUAUUCUCUAGAUAAAAAUUGAGUUAAUAUAAGAAUUUGGUUUAUUAUAAAAAUGAUAUGAAUUUUGGGAGCUAUAGUUGCUCAAGUUCUUGGAGCAGAAGAAAAAGAAAUGUCUGGCCUUGAUCAGUCUAAAAAUAAUGGGCUUGAUUAUGAGGUUGAAUACAUAAGUUAAAAAUGGUGAGCCACUCGGCUCACUCUUAGAUUAUGUAGCAAAUAUCACACAGGGUAUCAGAAUCUCGAAUAAAGGAGACUGGUGUUUGGAGGUGAUCAGUUAAAGAUAAAUCCAAAAAGUUUUUCCUUAUGGGGAAAAAUGAAGCUGAAGUUGAGAAAUUAGUCUCUUGGACAAUCGGCAAUGUGAUACCGGAAUUAACGUAAUGGGCUUUCAACCUCCAUUUUUGCUCACAGCCAGCUAAGCAAGCAACCUAUAUUCAGGCACAGACAGUGCGAGUUAGGCUAUCGUUAGGCAGGAACACGCUUUGCGAUGUCGUGAAACCCGAACUAUUUAGCAAGCGGAGAAGCAUUAUGGCAGGGAAUAAGGACCCUUCUUGACGUCUGACAAUGAAAUUUUCUAUAAUCUAAAGUAAAUAAUCGAUUAUGAGGUUGACAUUGAAAUUUUUAAUAGUCCAGCAGACUAUGAUAACGAGAAAAUUCCUUAUAGUGGUUAUGAAAAUGAAGAAAGACUAGCAAGCUACCCAAGUGAAUGGGAUUGAACUGUUGCAAACGCAGUUACUGAAGUAAAAAACGAGCGAGGAUGCAAUAGUUCUUAUAUAUUUGCAGCUGUCGGAGCUGUAGAGUCUCUUCUAUAUCUCCAGGGCCGUACCAAUGGUACCCUUUAUGAAUUUUCAGAGCAGGUCAUACUUGAUUGUGAUAAAUCCGCAACUUGCAAAGGGGGGAAUAUUUCAGAGCCGUUUAACUUUAUGCAGACUCAAGGAAACGUAAUAGAAGCCUUUUACCCUUAUGAAGGUAACAGCUAUCGUUGCCGAUUUAAUUUGAUGCCUCCUGAUUUAUUAUUCAACAUUUCAGGAUAUAGGCAAAUUCAGCCUAAUAAUUAUAGUGCAUUAUAUGAAGCCAUUAGAGAAAAUCCAGUCGCAGUUUUUAUUAAUAUAAACUCACUCCAUCACUUUUAAAUAGGAAAAAAAAAUUUGUUCCAAUUUAAAGUUUUAUUUUAAAAAAAUUAUAAAAUUCCAAAAAAUUAAAUUAAAUACAAUUUUUACUAUUAAAAAAUUUGUUCUUAUUUAAAAGGGUUAAUACACCCAAAAAAUAGAAAUUUUGCCAAUAUUGUGUUCCAAUAUAAAGGAAGGGGAGUCAGAAGAAUUUUUUUCAUAUAAAUCAGGAAUUUUUAACGACAGUCUUUGCAAGGUUUCACCACUGAAUCAUGCUAUGCUUGCUGUUGGGUAUAGUGAAAACCAAUUUAUAAGGUUUAAAAAUUCGUGGGGCCCAGAUUGGGGUAUGGAUGGGUAUGUUCUCAUUGGAAUUAACAACGAAAAUGAAAGCCUUAGUUUAGCUUAUUUAGAAGCUCCAGUAUACCAGAAGGUAAAUUUUCUAUUCUUGCUUCGCUUGAUCCCCUACUUUCUGCCUAUCGACGUGGGCUUGGACACUAAUUUGAUGCGCAGUUUAUGAACCAUUGCACUGCAAUCGUACAUGUUAAUGCGUUGCUCUCCCAACAAAAAUCACGUCGUGGGUCAAGGUCGACUCAAAUCCCAGGACUUAACGCUUGGCAUCGCGCCAAGGAUUGCUCAAUUGGUCCUAAGCACUCUUUUUGGUAUCCUUUUCCAACUUCAACUAACUAUCUUCCCCGGAGGAAAAAUCUGGCCUAGACGUGAACAUGAGGUUGGUAUUGAUAUUGCGCUCCACUAAAUCAAGCAAAACUGAUCUAAUGCACAUUAUUGAGUGCGCUAUCCCUUCCUCAAGGUUCUUGAUUACCCCAAUUGCAGGCUUAGGAGGAAUGGCGGAUUCGCUUCAUCAUUUCAAUGUAUACGAAAAUGAAAGCCAAGGUGGCUCUUGUGGGAUGCUUAAAUAUGGAUUAAUUCCAUUCGUUUAA
Blepharisma stoltei is the source of this 2049-nucleotide messenger RNA. The record is from the annotation of a GenBank genome assembly. Lineage: Eukaryota; Ciliophora; Heterotrichea; Heterotrichida; Blepharismidae.